Molecule: messenger RNA, 831 nt
Organism: Laccaria bicolor S238N-H82
Lineage: Eukaryota; Fungi; Basidiomycota; Agaricomycetes; Agaricales; Hydnangiaceae
Exons: 10
Coding region: 1-831 (276 amino acids)
Source: RefSeq, a predicted model, not a curated record
AUGCCCCUACACACCACUUCUUUGUCAGUAAUAGAAAUAUGCACCCUUGAAUACUCGAGUGGAUGUGGUCCUGUCCGAAAUGUGUCGACUAUCAAGCCUGAUAUUACACAGACUAGAAGAACUGAUUCAGUCUUGUUUAACUAUGACCGGAACAAGGCGACUCACACAGCGCCCGAGGAGGGUGAUGAUGACCCUGGCUGUGAGGAGCACAAGGAGAACAUGGAUGCGGUGAUGGUGCCCCCUGAUGACGCGGAAAUUUCUGCGCUGGGUGGAAACGUCGGGAAGACAGGCGUAGCUGAUGUCAAAAGAGAGAACGUGAAGGGAGAAACACACGCACUGAGGCCCGACCAUAUCACCGAACAUUACUACAACCCUGCCGCUGCCUGGUUUUUCAGUGAUAACAAGCAAAUCCGCCACUCUCCUUUCAAGCACGAUGGUGUCAACGCUGCUGUGGUGAUGCUUGACCCACGACACCAGCACUCAACAGUCGCAGCAACAGUAAUCGCCUCACAGUUUGCGGCUGUAAACAGUCACCACCCCACCUCAUCUUCUCCAUUAUGUGACCAAUGUCGUCGUAAGCCCUCGCAGCUGUUUGCCCUCACGGCAAUCGACGUCCUGGGUGCAUCAGUAAGCGCACUGAGGAAUGGCUCACGACGAUGUCCUUCAAAACACACGGCCUUCACAACCGAAGACCUCAAGAUAAGAAAGACCAACCUUUUGACUGAAAGACCUGAUAGCCUCAGCUUGAAUAUCAAAGAUUUGCGCCCAAAGACAGAGUCCUCGAAAGACCUCCUUUGCAAAGACAUAGUGCUCAAAGAUGUGGUUCCCUGA